AUGAGUGACGAUGAAUUGAUUCUAAAUUUUGCUCUGGCCCCUGUAUCAGAUGCUACCCCUGCACAGCAACCGGCAACCUUUAAGGGUGGUCGUUGGAAGGAUCGCCGAAACGCAAAGUUUAAGCUACAAGGUAGAGAGUGGAAAAAGGCCUCUGGGGUUAACACGAUUGACGUUUCAAACAACAAGUUUGAACGAUUACAGAAAGAUUACGAGAAAGAGAAUGAGAAGAGUAAUGACGGCAAAGCUGAAAGAUCGAUAGAGAACACCAAUACCAAAAGAAGAGAGCUUAGUAAAACCUCUGAGAACCGCGAUAAUAAACGACAAGCUCCAGAACCCUUAGGGUUGCUGGCGAAGAAAGUCAAGUUCAGCGAAAAAUCGGGUGAAUUUGGAGGAAAGAACAAUUCAUAUGUGUCUUCUUUGUUUACAUCUAACAAGCAGAGUGAGAAGCUACAAGAGAGCGAGUCUAGCGAAACUACUUAUCUACCAUCAAACGCCCCAUUGAGCGAUGCAUCUACUUUUCCCGGUAUGGGUUUAAGCGAGAAGCUCUGUGGGCAUCUCAAAAACAAUAUGCGCUUCAUUGCUCCGACAAAAGUUCAACGAGCCGUUGCCCCGCAAAUGAUAAAUACUAAUAAUGACUUAUUCGUCAAGGCCCAAACAGGUUCUGGUAAGACCUUGGCAUUCCUUCUUCCCAUGAUCCAUAGGAUGAUGUCAGAAAAGACACAAAUCAAUAGACAAACCGGUCUUUUUGGUAUCAUCCUAACGCCUACCAGAGAGUUAGCAUCCCAAAUAUACUCGGUACUCGAGACUGUCCUCCGGUGCCACCAUCAUAUUGUUCCUGGUAUAGUGGUGGGUGGUGAGAAGAAAAAAUCAGAGAAGGCUAGAAUUAGAAAGGGUGUGAAUAUCUUAGUGGCUACUCCCGGUCGUCUUGCUGACCAUUUGGAGAAUACGGAGUCGCUUGAUGUCUCGGAAAACAGAUGGCUCAUUCUAGAUGAAGGUGAUAGAUUAGUGGAAUUGGGAUUCCAGGAGACCAUUACGAAAAUUACUGAUCAUCUUCAACGUCAUUCAAACAUAGCGCGUUCACGGAACCAAUGGCCUAUACUCCCAAAUCGAAUUGUGAACGUACUCUGUUCUGCAACCAUGCCAGAGGAUGUAAAACAGUUGGGCAACACUGUUUUGAGUGAGCCGCAGUGGAUAUCUGUGGACAAAGAUGACGAAAAGUAUCAUGGCGAUGCAACAGCCCCAGACCAGCUCGUGCAAAAGGUCAUGGUCGUCCCACCUAAGUUAAGAUUGGUAACCCUUGCUGCAAUACUCAAAAGAAUAAGUCAAAACUACAGGACUCUGACAAGCAGAUCAAUGGUAUUCUUCUCUUGUUCAGACUCUGUGAAUUUUCAUUAUGAAGUGUUCACUAGAGGAGGUAAGCCUUGCCAUCGAAAAGUUCAGUCGGAGGAAGAGGAUUCGGAAGACACCGAGCAGUGCAUUCUGACAGCCCCUCAGAUUGACGACGAUACGAUUGUUUUCCGUUUACAUGGGUCCUUAUCUCAACAAUUGCGUACCUCUACACUUCAGAAAUUUGCCAAUGAAGGCAAUACCAAUGAGGGUAAACAUCUUGUUUUGUUCUGUACUGAUGUUGCAUCCAGAGGGUUGGAUUUGCCCAAUAUUGCAAAUGUGGUAGAGUACGACCCGCCUUUCACCAUUGACGAUCACUUGCACAGAAUCGGUCGUUCCGCUAGAGUAGGAAAUAAGGGUGAGGCAUGUCUUUUCUUGCUUCCCGGCGAGGAAGAAGGAUAUGUCGAAGGUAAACUCAGGGUCGUGCAUCCCAAGGAAGGAAGCUUAGGUGUUGUCAGUUACGAGACGGUCCUCAAAGACAGCUUCAGUGAGAAGAAUAUCGAGACGCCUGCAGUGAAAGGAAAAGCUUCCAAAGACCCCAAAGCAAAAGAAGGCAAGUGGGAUAUGCAUGCUACCACCUGGCACCUUGAAGUAGAAAGAUGGUUAUUGGAAGAUUCGAAGGCCCUCGAAAGAGCGCUGCAUGCAUUCACAUCACACAUUAGAGCCUACGCAACUCACUUGUCUUCCGAAAGGAAUUACUUUAAUGUGAAGUUGUUGCACCUAGGCCACUUGGCCAAGAGUUUCGGAUUGAGGGAGACUCCUAAGAAACUAGGCAGGACCAUGGGAGCAUCAGGGUCUGAAUCGAGCAAGAAAAAGGAAGAUCCAAGAAGAAAGAUGCUCAGGAUGGCCAAGUUGGCCGAAAAGGCGCAAACGGCCGAGUUUAAUUACUAA
Candidozyma auris is the source of this 2277-nucleotide messenger RNA. RefSeq names its product putative ATP-dependent RNA helicase (gene DBP7). The record is from RefSeq and is a predicted model, not a curated record. Lineage: Eukaryota; Fungi; Ascomycota; Pichiomycetes; Serinales; Metschnikowiaceae. The transcript has a single exon. Gene Ontology annotation, molecular function: ATP binding; nucleic acid binding. Gene Ontology annotation, cellular component: nucleus. The coding region runs from base 1 to 2277 and encodes 758 amino acids. Gene Ontology annotation, biological process: ribosome biogenesis.